Molecule: messenger RNA, 1291 nt
Organism: Phoenix dactylifera (date palm)
Lineage: Eukaryota; Viridiplantae; Streptophyta; Magnoliopsida; Arecales; Arecaceae
Source: RefSeq, a predicted model, not a curated record
UGGGGCAUUCCCCUGAAACCCGUCGGUAUAAACCGGGACCCCUGGAACUCACCGGCUUCUAGUUUCUUGGAAAAAGCCGGGCACCGCCUCUCUACUGGGGACUCGCUCCCCACCUUCUCCCGUUUUCUAUCGUCCGAUUUCGCCAGCGAAACGAAGGGAUCUCCGCUUCAGAAUCGCUCCCGUGAUAUCUUUUACCCCUAGAGAAGAGAUCAACCCCCCGGAUUCCAGGAUGUUCUUCUCGGGGGAUGCAUCCAUUCGGAAGAGAGUGGACUUGGGGGGACGGAGCUCGAAGGAGAGGGAUCGGCAGAUGCUAUUGGACCAGACGCGGCUCGAAAGGAAGCGCCGGUUAGGGUUACGGCAGCAGUCCAACGCGGCUGUCAAGAUCCAGAAAUGCUUCAGAGGGAGGAAGGCUGUUGAAAUGGCACGUUCAAAGGUGCGAGAACAAUUCUGCUUUACAUUUGGCGACCAUUGCCAAAAGGCAGAUUGGCAUUGUUUUGGUCCCGAUUCAGAGUUUCUUCGCCAGAUGCUUUUCUUCUUUACUGCAAACAACAAUGGUGAUGUCAGCAUCCUUCUGGAGGCAUGCCAAAUGUUGCUCCAAUAUGUUAGAUAUAAUGGGAGUAUUGUAAGUCUCUUUGCCGGCCUCGAUUACUCUUCAAAACAUUCUCUUGUGGUGCAUAGGGUUAAAAAAUUUGCGUAUAUCUGUCUGCAAGCAAUAUACCAGAAUAGGAUUCAUUUGAAAAAUCAAAUUCUGAUGCCGUCCAAGUAUUCUGCUAUGCCAACAAUCAUCUUGUUAGAAACAGUGGCUUGUUUAAUAAUCCUGAACUUCCAUGGGUCUGCAAAGUAGUUGAUUAUCUCCUGCAGAGAAAAGUUUUCUCUUUGUUGCGUGGCAUGGUUCUAGCUGGUGUGCAAAAUUUGAAUACUCCAGAGUCUCAGUGGAAGUGCAUCUUCCUUGGAGCAUGUUCUUAUCCUCAUUGCUUCAAUGCUGGUCAGCAUCCAUGUUGUUGUUCAAGGUGUUGAUCCACGAUGGAGUUUUUCCUCACAAAUUCUUACCAUUCCUUUUCUAUGGCAUCACCUAUCAUACUUCAAGGAGGUUUUUUCAACCAGGGGACUAGGCAAAUAUUAUAUUCACCAAAUGGCAUCAUGUUUGCCUCGUCAUGUUAGUGGUCCUCCGAAUGAUGCAUCACUUGAAUAUCCUGGUUAUGCCUGCCUGCUUGGAAAUUUACUUGAAGCUGCUGGUGUUUCUUUGUCUGAAAGAAACUGUGCUUUUAAUACGGUAAGGGGUUCGUGACCU